Messenger RNA from Wickerhamiella sorbophila, 402 nucleotides. Its product is annotated as Histone H2B. The coding region runs from base 1 to 402 and encodes 133 amino acids. The record is from RefSeq and is a predicted model, not a curated record. Lineage: Eukaryota; Fungi; Ascomycota; Dipodascomycetes; Dipodascales; Trichomonascaceae. The transcript has a single exon. Gene Ontology annotation, molecular function: structural constituent of chromatin; DNA binding; protein heterodimerization activity. Gene Ontology annotation, cellular component: nucleosome. Gene Ontology annotation, biological process: nucleosome assembly.
AUGGCUCCCAAAGUUGCUGAGAAAAAGCCCGCUUCCAAGGCCCCCGCUGGCAAAGCCCCUCUGACCGACAAGAAGGAGGCUGGCAAGAAGACCACCUCUCACGAUAAGAAGAAGCGUCACAAGGGCCGCAAGGAGACCUAUUCUUCUUACAUCUACCGUGUCCUCAAGCAGACCCAUCCCGACACCGGUAUCUCCACCCGUGCCAUGUCUAUCAUGAACUCUUUCGUCAACGAUCUGUUCGAGCGUAUUGCCACUGAGGCCUCCAAGCUCGCUGCCUACAACAAGAAGUCUACUAUUGCUUCUCGUGAGAUUCAGACCGCUGUUCGUCUCGUCCUUCCCGGUGAGUUGGCCAAGCACGCCAUUAUGGAUGGUACCCGUGCUAUCACUAAGUACACCUCCUAA